AUGUUAUUCCAAUAUUUUUUGUGCUUAUUUAUAGUAUUCGCAUCAACGAAUGGCCCCGGGAAGCUUAAAUGGACUACAGAUGGAAUAACAAUUAUGGGUAGUGGUUAUGGUACAGGUCCAGACCAAUUCCAAUUCCCGGAAAGUUUAUUUAUUGAACCAAAAACACAAAUAUUAUAUGUUACUGAUGUCUCAAAUAAUCGCGUACAAAAAAGAUAUCCAAAUGGUGAAAUCAAAACUGCAGCUGGUCAAGCCAAUUGUGCAGGUGGGUCAACACCAGAUAAAUUGAGCGGUCCGAGAGAUGUUGUUGCAGAUGAAAAUGAAAAUGUUUAUGUUGUGGAUGAGGGCAAUCAACGAGUUCAAUUUUGGGAAAAAGAUGCUAAAAGCGGGCAAAUGGUUGCUGGUGAUGGAACUCGAGGUUCAUCAUUAAGUGAAUUUAGUUAUCCAUUUAGACUUACACUUGAUUCGAAGAAAAAUAUUUUCGUUUCUGAUACACAAAAUGAACGUGUAAUGAAUUGGUCAUCAGUAUAUAUUCCAAAAACAUCUGCUGGUAAAAUCGUAGCAGGUGGUCAUGGUGCAGGUCUCAAUCCAUAUCAAUUGAAUGGUCCCGUUGGUUUAUAUUUAGAUGAACCAAAGGAUGACUUAUAUAUAGCAAAUGGAAAUUCACAUUCAGUAACACAAUAUAAUAUGGACAGUUAUGGAGAUAAAAUAAUAGUUGCUGGUAUUCCCGGACGACCUGGUAAUAGUGCAGCUCAACUCUACAGUCCUGAAGGUUUAACUCGUGAUAAAUAUGGUAAUUUAUAUAUUACUGAUUGUGGAAAUCACAGAAUCCAGAUGUUUUGUCCAGAUGCUGUGUUCGGUAUUACUAUUGCGGGUACAGGAAGAAUGGGCAAUGCAAGUAACGAACUAAAUUUACCUCGUGCUGUGGCAUUUGAUUCCGACUUGAAUUUAUAUGUUACAGAUACAUAUAAUUAUCGCGUACAAAAAUUCAAUAGAAUACAAUAA
Messenger RNA from Didymodactylos carnosus, 1002 nucleotides. Lineage: Eukaryota; Metazoa; Rotifera; Eurotatoria; Philodinida; Philodinidae. The record is from the annotation of a GenBank genome assembly.